Molecule: messenger RNA, 1627 nt
Organism: Labrus mixtus (cuckoo wrasse)
Lineage: Eukaryota; Metazoa; Chordata; Actinopteri; Labriformes; Labridae
Gene: rfc3
Product: replication factor C (activator 1) 3
Exons: 10
Coding region: 58-1128 (356 amino acids)
Biological process (GO): DNA repair; DNA-templated DNA replication
Cellular component (GO): DNA replication factor C complex; nucleus
Molecular function (GO): ATP hydrolysis activity; DNA binding; DNA clamp loader activity
Source: RefSeq, a predicted model, not a curated record
CUACACUACACUGUCCUGUCAACACGAAACAAUAACAGCUACUAAAAUCUUACCGCGAUGAGUUUGUGGGUGGACAAAUACCGACCGGCUUCCCUUGGGAAACUCGACUAUCAUAAAGAGCAAGCGGCUCAGCUGAGAAACCUGGUUCAGUGUGGAGACUUCCCCCACCUGUUGGUGUACGGUCCUUCGGGCGCGGGAAAGAAGACCCGCAUCAUGUGUCUGCUGAGGGAGCUGUAUGGAGCCGGGGUGGAGAAGCUGCGUAUAGAGCAUCAGACCAUCGUGGCUCCCUCUAAAAAGAAAAUUGAGAUCAACACAAUAGCAAGCAACUACCACUUGGAAGUUAACGCAAGUGAUGCUGGAAACCAGGAUCGUGUGGUGAUUCAAGAGCUGAUUAAAACAGUGGCUCAAUCUCAGCAGAUCCAGUCAAGCACCCAAAGGGAGUUUAAAGUUGUGCUGCUAACAGAGGUUGAUAGACUCACGAAGGACGCCCAGCAUGCUUUGCGCCGCACAAUGGAAAAGUACAUGUCCACCUGCCGCCUCAUCCUCUGCUCAACCUCCACUUCUAAAGUCAUCGGGCCAAUCAGGAGCCGUUGUCUGGCUAUCAGAGUUCCUCUGCCAAGCACAGAAGAGGUUUGUAGUGUUCUUACAUCGGUUUGUAAAAAGGAGGGUCUGCUCCUCCCGCCUGAACUGGCCAAGCAAAUCUCUGAGAAAUCCGGGCGCAACCUCCGCAAAGCUUUGUUGAUGUGUGAGGCAUGCAGAGUGCAGCAGUAUCCAUUCUCAGCAGACCAGGAUGUCCCGGAGACCGACUGGGAGGUCUACGUCAGAGAGACAGCUAAUGCCAUCGUCAGCCAGCAGAGUCCUCAGAGGUUAUUGGAGGUUCGAGCCAGGCUGUAUGAGCUUCUGACUCACUGCAUCCCUCCUGACAUCAUCAUGAAGGGUCUGGUAACAGAGUUGUUGAGUAACUGUGACGGGCAGCUGAAGACAGAGGUGGCCCACAUGGCAGCCUACUAUGAACACAGACUCCAGCUCGGAAACAAAGCUAUCUACCACCUGGAGGCUUUUGUCGCCAAGUUCAUGGCCAUCUACAAGAAGUUCAUGGAAGACGGUCUAGAUGCAAUGAUGUUUUGAUUCUGAAUGGGCUAAUGCAAGAUGCUCUCACUGGCAUCUUGUUCUUUUUUUUUUUUUUUGUCCAAACAAGCCUUUCAGCAGACUGCAUACAUGUUCACCAGUACUAUGUUAUGUGGGCAUAAUGGUCACAUUGAUACAGCACACCCCGGAAUGACUCUUGAUCAUUUUGCAGUUUGUGGCUUUAUAAUUGAUGGAUCAAUACCCAAAACUUCAGCACUUUACACUGUUAGUAAACGUUCACUCUAGAGGUGUAUACAACUUACUCCAAACAGAACUACUUUAAUGUUUGCAGGCAAAGAUUAUCUGAACACAUAUCUGUUUAUAGAUGAGAUCAUCAUGAACAUUUGGAGGUUUUUUUUUAUAACGUUUCUCCUGAAGGUUGAAUAGUUGGGUAUUAUAUAACGUGGUGUUUUGGUGUGUAACAUGGAGCACUGUGUUCUCGUGGAAACAUUGGAAGAGAGUGGCGGUGAUUAAAAAAAAAAUGUACCAAAGUAAACAA